AUGAGCAGCAAGUUCCUGGGCACCUGGAAGCUUGUGUCCAGUGAGCACUUUGAUGACUACAUGAGAGCUCUAGGUGUGGGGUUAGCCAACAGAAAACUGGGAAACUUGGCCAAGCCCAGUGUGGUCAUCAGCAAGAAGGGAGAUUAUAUCACCAUUAGAACUGAAAGUGCCUUUAAAAAUACAGAGAUCUCCUUCAAGUUGGGCCAGGAGUUUGACGAAACCACAGCUGACAACAGAAAAACCAAGAGCAUCGUGACUCUGGAGAGAGGCUCCCUGAAGCAAGUUCAGAAGUGGGAUGGCAAAGAGACAACCAUAAAGAGAAAGCUGCUGGAUGGGAAAAUGGUGGUGGAAUGUAAAAUGAAGGGUGUGGUCUGCACCAGAAUUUAUGAGAAGGUCUAAGAAAAAUCGUUGGAUCAUCCUAAUGGCAUUUGCUAAUCUAAGACUGGAAAUUAUCCAGCAAGUCCUGAGUUCACUGCAGCUGGUUUGUCUGGUUUCUUCUGUACUUGUCAUAAUAUGUUCUAUAGUAAAGGUUUAGAUG
This is a messenger RNA of Apodemus sylvaticus (European woodmouse), 538 nucleotides long. RefSeq names its product myelin P2 protein. The transcript has 4 exons. NCBI's taxonomy places the organism in Eukaryota, Metazoa, Chordata, Mammalia, Rodentia, Muridae. Gene Ontology annotation, molecular function: fatty acid binding. Gene Ontology annotation, biological process: fatty acid transport; membrane organization. Gene Ontology annotation, cellular component: cytosol; myelin sheath; nucleus. The record is from RefSeq and is a predicted model, not a curated record. Bases 1 to 399 code for a protein of 132 amino acids.